Didymella exigua CBS 183.55 is the source of this 1154-nucleotide messenger RNA. RefSeq lists its product as uncharacterized. The coding region runs from base 409 to 990 and encodes 193 amino acids. The record is from RefSeq and is a predicted model, not a curated record. NCBI's taxonomy places the organism in Eukaryota, Fungi, Ascomycota, Dothideomycetes, Pleosporales, Didymellaceae. The transcript has a single exon.
GCCAUCAGCAUCCUGCACUCAAUCAAACCAUCAACAAGUUCACCAGGAAAUCGCUACUUAAGUCUUCGCCCACAAAUAGUGUGUCGGUCGGCACCAAAAUUCUCACGACUGCGUUCGUAACCAGCCAAGCAGAGUUGUGCCCUCAGGAUAUCGCCCAUCGCAACGAGUUCCCCAACAUUCGAGCUGAGCUCAAGGGCAAGUCAAUUCCCGUCAUAUCUACGGUGAGCACUUCUACGACAUCGCUGAGCCCUUUUUAAGGUCACAUCUGUAUACGCAAACUGCUUCAUUAAGAACGGCGCUGUGUCUCUUUCCGACAGGGUUAACCCAGACAUCGAUCCUCGCGGUAUCGGCGUCUUCCUCAACUACUUGGAUUCUCGCACGAAGGUCAAUAAGGCGUCAGCGCUUCAAAUGCGAGACUCUAACGCUGAUAUGAUGACCCAAUUGGGUGUUUGUCUGGCGGCGCAGGCUCUUGACAUGGACAAGUACGUUGACUAUUUCAUUCAUCGCGUCGAUGCCAUCUUCCACAGCCUUCCCUCCUACGAGGACCUGAACACCCUGGUCGUCCAAAAGGAUCUCUACCCUCGCAUGUACGCGAUCGUAGUGCGCAGCUUUGCUCGCAAGACUCGUGAGGGUAAGAUCCCAGAUCAGACCGACUUUGACCAGUACCUCAAGUCCCGCUCUGACUUCGCGCAGGACAUCGAAGAGGCCCUAACCAAGAACAACAGCUGGGUCGAGUCUCAAGCCAAGUAUGAGCAGCAUGUCAAGAUCGAGAAUGAAGCCAAGGCCAAGGCUAUUGAGCUCGAUAAGCUCGAGAAGGAGCGUGCGGUUCGCAAGAAGCAGUCCUGGAACGCGAAGAAGACCAACGACACCAAGAUGCGCAAGUCGACAGAAGCGAAGUCGCGUGCGUCUGGUAAUGCGCGCAAGUUCACGCCCGAAGAGCGCGCUUGGUACGUCAAGGUCCAGGGCAAGCAGCCUCCCAAAGGCCGCUAGCAUUCGCAAUAAUCUCGAAGUGAUUCACAAGAUUUUAAGGAGGGACACCUUCUAGCGUUGAGGUAUUUCCAUCACGGGUUUUGGGACUGGUUGCAGGACCAUAAUGAAAAUUAAUUGCAAAAGCUUCUUGAUUUCCUAUGUCGAUGUGAGGUGCUUUGCAUGUC